AUGUUUUUGAAUGAUUUUCCAACAGAAAUAUUAAAUGAGAUAUUCACACAUUUAUCAUUUAUUGAUCUCAGUUAUUGUGCUAAUGUUUGCCAAAGAUGGAAUUCAAUUAUUAUUGAUUAUAAUUAUCUGGCGACAUUUAAUAUUGAAAAGGAGAUGAAAAUUUCUCAUAAAGAAUAUGAAAAUCAAUCUGCUUUUUGUAGAGAAUCGAUUUAUCAAUCAAUGACGUCAAAUUUAUUUACAUUUGUACCAAAUUUAAAAUAUCUACGUAUUGUUGUUAAAAAACAACAUGAAGAGUUAAAAAUAGCAAAACAACUUUUACAAGUACAAGGUAAAACGUUAGAAAAAAUAAUUGUUGAUAGUCCACCAUAUUCGAAUAAUCAACCAGAUUACAAUUUUUUUGAUGAUAAAACUGAUUUAAUUCGUGAUCUAACAGAUGAACUUAUUACGCCAAAUCUACACGAAUUAAUUUUGAAUGCUCGUUUACCUAUUGUCAGCAUUUGGAAUGACAAAUCAAGACAAAUUAUUAAAAAAAUUACAAUUGACCUUGGUCAUCAAAGUCAAAGUAACUGUUGGUCAUGGUUUUAUAGUUUUGAAUACUGGUUAAAGUUUUUCCAAAUGUGUGGGGGCAUGAAAAUAACUGAUAAUAGAACUACAAAGGAUCCAUUUUUCAAACCAUCAGAGGUACAAAUUGAUUCAACAAAUGUAAAAUCAUUUCCACUUGUUGAAUAUUUAUCAUUACGAACAAAUAUAUUCCAAAAUCAAAAUGAAUUUGUAGAAUUAUUAUUGAAAAUAUUUCCAAAUGUAAAUCAAUUUGAGUUAGAAACAUGGAGUGUAAACUAUGCAUAUACUAUGGAUGUUAUAAUAUUCAAUCUAAUAAAUUUACAACAUUUAAAAGUACGUAUUUGGUGGUGUUGUGGAUGGAAAUAUCAACAUUAUAGUUUAGAACAGUUGUACAUCAAUGAUAUUAUUCUCUUUAGAAUUAUAGCCAAAUUACGAAAACUAGUGUCAAUUGAUUUAGAAGGUCAUCUAGAGCUUUCUGACAGAUGUUUAAAAAUUUUGAACACUAAUAGAAAUCUAAGAAAUAUUAUAUUGAAACAUGGUGGUAUCACUGGACAUACAAUAGAAGAUGAAUCACAUGAACAACCAAUAAUUCAUUUUAGUGAAAAUGCUUUCAUAGAAUUUGCUAAAAAUCAUCCAUUAUUAGAACAAUUAGAAAUGAAUGUUGAUCAAUCAAUGGUACUCUCAAUAGAGUUUCUCACUAAAUUUAUUGAACAUUGUCCAAAAUUAAGAAUUUUAAAACUAUAUGUUAUUGAAAAAGAUGUAUCACUAUUAGUAGAUGAUAAAUUCAAAACCUAUUGUCCGCAAUUAGAAACUUUUUAUGUUGGAAGAUCAAAAGAGUAA
Molecule: messenger RNA, 1401 nt
Organism: Didymodactylos carnosus
Lineage: Eukaryota; Metazoa; Rotifera; Eurotatoria; Philodinida; Philodinidae
Source: the annotation of a GenBank genome assembly